UUGCACUUUCCCUCCGCUAGAUCUGCCCCUUUGCCGCCUCAGGUGUUAGCUCUGGUCCCUCGCAAUGCCUCAUCCACCGAGACUCUAGGGAAUCCUUUUCCGACUCCCGUUAAGUGAUUAGUGAUGGUCUCCCGUGCUCAGUGCGCCCCUUCCCUGAAGGCGACCGGAUUGAAUGCUUAAAUUCCUAGUCCGAGCCUCACCUCCUGUCGCCCCAGAGCGUUGGGCUCAAGCCUAAAUCCCGCCCAAUGCGUCCCUGGAGUACUUUCACAAGAAGAGUCCUGCCAAGAUGUCUAUUGGUGUGCCGAUUAAAGUCCUGCACGAGGCUGAGGGCCACAUAGUAACGUGUGAGACCAACACUGGUGAGGUGUACAGAGGGAAGCUCAUUGAAGCAGAGGACAACAUGAACUGCCAGAUGUCCAAUAUCACAGUCACCUACAGAGAUGGCCGAGUGGCACAGCUGGAACAGGUGUACAUUCGUGGCAGCAAGAUCCGAUUUCUGAUAUUGCCUGACAUGUUGAAAAAUGCACCUAUGUUAAAGAGCAUGAAAAAUAAAAACCAAGGCUCAGGAGCCGGCCGAGGAAAAGCUGCUAUCCUGAAGGCCCAAGUGGCUGCAAGAGGAAGAGGACGUGGAAUGGGGCGUGGAAACAUCUUCCAGAAGCGGAGAUAAUUUUCUCUGUUGAAGGGAACUUUGUUCUUUUUGCUCUUAGGUUAUGGCAGGGGUUUCUUUUGGGGGGGGUUACAUGUGCGUAUGUCCUAGGUUUUCUUUUGAUAUUUCUCUUUGUAUCAGAGAAACUUAAGCUAAAUAAAAUGUGGCUGUUUUGUGGUUUGUGUA
This is a messenger RNA of Psammomys obesus (fat sand rat), 832 nucleotides long. It is a transcript of the gene Snrpd3, whose product is annotated as small nuclear ribonucleoprotein D3 polypeptide. Lineage: Eukaryota; Metazoa; Chordata; Mammalia; Rodentia; Muridae. Gene Ontology annotation, cellular component: U4 snRNP; precatalytic spliceosome; spliceosomal tri-snRNP complex. The transcript is spliced from 4 exons. Gene Ontology annotation, biological process: RNA processing; spliceosomal snRNP assembly. Gene Ontology annotation, molecular function: RNA binding. The record is from RefSeq and is a predicted model, not a curated record. Bases 287 to 667 code for a protein of 126 amino acids.